Geodia barretti is the source of this 351-nucleotide messenger RNA. NCBI's taxonomy places the organism in Eukaryota, Metazoa, Porifera, Demospongiae, Tetractinellida, Geodiidae. The record is from the annotation of a GenBank genome assembly.
GUGGUGAUGCAUCGACAGCAGUUUGUCACACAAGAGAUGUGUGAGCUUUUAGUAACCGUGUAUAAUUUAUACCUUGUCAAUGCUAAGAGAAAACCAGGCGUGAGAAGCCAGCGAGAGUCCGUCGAGGAAUCGAGUCGAAAGUUAGAAGACACGAGGAAAUUCCGUUUGUAUCGAUGGAAAGGUGUUGGGUCCCGUGUUGUUCGCGGUCCCGACUGGCGAUGGGAAACGUCAGGACGGAGGAGAGGGUCACGUGGGCACGGUGAGGAGCUUCGAGCGGCCCGGGGAGGUGCUGGUUGUCUGGGACAACGGUACGGCCGCCAACUAUCGCUGCUCGCCGUGUUUUUGACCUGA